Messenger RNA from Musa acuminata subsp. malaccensis (wild Malaysian banana), 2231 nucleotides. RefSeq names its product protein THALLO. Gene Ontology annotation, cellular component: nucleolus; small-subunit processome. Gene Ontology annotation, biological process: maturation of SSU-rRNA from tricistronic rRNA transcript (SSU-rRNA, 5.8S rRNA, LSU-rRNA). Lineage: Eukaryota; Viridiplantae; Streptophyta; Magnoliopsida; Zingiberales; Musaceae. The record is from RefSeq and is a predicted model, not a curated record.
UUAAUACCAAACUGAAAACCCUCCGCAGCGCUUCUUCUCCCUCGUGCUGGAAACCCUAUCGGCAUCCCCGACUCUCCAACCGUGGUACGGUGCAAGUCGGCCGGCGACCUGAACGAUUCUCCCAGCGGCGAGUGCAGCGCGGCGCGUUCCCCCGGCAUUUUGAAUGAUGGGAAAAGGAACCAAGAUUUCAAGGAAAGCUGUGAGAAGCUCAGCCAAGAACCAUUCUACAAACAAUGCUUUUAGAGAGGAUGACAUCGAUGAUGAAAUUGACGCUUUUCAUAAGCAGCGGGAUGUUGUGCCUCUCGAUGUUAAUGGUGAAUCUGAGGAUGAAGAUUUGAUUGAGCCUGUUUUUGAUUUUGAGGGUAUUGAUGAGGAUGAUAGUGAUAAUUCCAGAAGUGAUGAUGAUGGUGAGGAAUCUGAUGGAAUUAAUGAUAACAUCAAAGACAAGGGCUUUGCUGCAAAAAUUGCAAGACAGGCAAAGUAUCUUCGACAGAAAUUCGGAGGAGAUGAUGAUGAGAUGGAUGAUCAUGAAGAAGAGAAAGAAGAAGAAAGAAAGGCUAUAUGGGGUAGAAGGAAGAGUUUGUAUUACAAUGCUGACAAUGUUGACUAUGAGCUCCAAUCAAGUGAUGAAGACCUUCCCAUGGAGGAGGAGGCUGAGGUACUGAAGAUCCAGAGAGAGAAGGCAAAAACCCUUUCAAUGGAAGACUUUGGCCUCGAAAAUAAUGAACAAGAUGAAAGUGAUUCUGAUAGGCAGAAUGACAUGCAUCAGCAGGAUGCUUUAGUUGGGAAGACAGCCAUGGGAAGAAGAUCUGCUGUAGAUGAUGACAAUUCGUAUCAAAAUUAUGAGGAAAUUAAGAAAGAUUUUACUGAUUUGUCAAAGGAGGAGCAGAUGGAUGUUGUAUAUAGUUCUGCUCCUGAAUUAGUCGGCUUGCUUGCAGAAUUAAAUGAUGCUCUAGACCAAGUUCGAGAAGUAAAACCAAUUGUACACAAGGUUGGAGAAACAACUGAGAGAGGUAGGGUAGGAAUGCACUUUUUGGAGGUGAAACAAGUUUUGUUGUUGACUUAUUGCCAGUCAAUAAGUUUUUAUCUUCUUCUCAAGUCGGAAGGACAUCCUGUUCGAGAUCAUCCAGUAAUAGCUCGACUAGUGGAGAUCAAGAACUUGUUGGAAAAGCAGAUGAAGCAGAUUGAUGUGAAUCUUCAUCCACAGCUUGAGGAUAUGGCAAUAAAUAGCUUGAAAAAUGUGCUGACAAGAGGAAAUGUUCCACUUGAAGUCAAACCUGUCACAACAGGCCAACAACCAAAACCUAUUAAAGACUUUGAAAAAAGCAAAUCAUCACAGGAUGUUCAUAAUGCAAGUGUCAGUCAGAAAAAAGAGGAUGUUCAAAUGGGCCUACAAAGCUUGGAAAUGCUGAAAGUGAGAGAAAACCUAGAAGCAAAGUUGAAGAAGAAAGGCAUUUACAAUUUAACAAAACCAAAGGAUGUUCGGAAGGCAGUUAAUGGACAGCUUGAGACAUUGGAUGAUUUUGAUGAUGAAAUUAAACACACAGCAGUCAAGAAUUUUGAAAGUUUGUCAGAGUCACGAAAACUGUCUCAGCUUGUUGGAACUAAAGCAAACAAGUCCAAGAUCGUAUCCGGUGACGAUGACUUGCCAAAAAGAGAUGAUAUUGGUGAAAGGCGGCGAAGACAUGAACUACGAGUUCUUGCAAGGGCAGGGGCUGUAGAUGACAGUGAUCUGAUGGAAGAUGAAGAUGGAGGUCUUGGAACCAGGUCCAUGGAUGUCAAGGAUCAAGAUAUUGAUGAAACAGGAGAAUCGGAAGAUGAAUUCUAUAAAGAGGUGAAAAGGCAAAGGGUUGAAAAGCUCAGGGCUAAAUCAGAAAAAUAUUCAGGAACCCUAGCUGUUCCAUCUUUUGUGGAAGCUGAAACUGAUGGUAAGAGGCAGAUCACAUAUCAGAUGGAAAAGAAUAGAGGACUAACUCGCCCCCGAAAGAAGCUUCUCAAAAAUCCACGAAAGAAAUACAGGCAUAAACACCAAAAGCAACUUAUACGGCGAAAAGGCCAAGUACGUGACAUCAGAAAGCCAACUGGCCCAUACGGUGGAGAAGCCACUGGAAUCAACACCAGUGUUAGCCGUAGCAUUAGGUUCAAAAGUUGAGAGCAAUGAGAUAUCGAUCUUAUUUAUUGGAUUUUGUCGGGGAAAUUUUACUGAUGAUUUUGUCUUUUUGUUGUCAUCA